AUGUCCUCAUCGUCUCAAAAAAGCCGCAAACGUCGCACAACGGGCGCCCCUGUGCUGGUUCGGCACCACAUCAUGCCAGUGGAGGAGCUCAUUGGCGCUCCACCAGACGCGCCCUUGACCACCUCGCUACAUCGUGUCACCACCGACGAUCGACGUUUCAAUACCGAGACUAUUGUCAUCGAGCCUCCUUCACCAGUCAAACGAGCGCGCCUUGAACAUCUGCACCGUCAACAGGCAACUGUCAAUCUCAUGCCCACCAAGGACCCAGAGAGAUACGAGAUGGGUUUGGAAGCCGAGGAAGACAAAAACGAGAUGGAGACCAACCCCAAUCGACAUAGCCAGCCUGCUGACCCCGCAAUGGACCUAUGGAUGCGACAAUUUCGGGACCCAUUUCUCCAUUCUCUUCUAUGGCGCGACGGAAGAGGCAAGGAAGGAGAGAUAUGCGCGGCGUGUGGGGACAGCACCCGCGCCGCUAUAUAUCGCUGUUCUUCUUGUUUCGGUGGUGCUAUGUGGUGUCAAGGCUGUUGCGUAGCCGCUCAUCGUGCUAACCCCCUACACUUUAUCGAGAAAUGGACCGGCGUAUACUUUACGAGGACAACUCUUGGUUCCAUUGGCCUACGAGUCCAACUCGCCCAUCCACCCCAUGAAAUCUGCGAGCGCCCAAUCCCAGGACGAAGCGACUUCGUCGUCUUAGCGGCUAAUGGGAUACACGAAGUUACCAUAGACUUCUGUGGCUGCAUGGGUCACGAUGCCCAUCACGUUCAACUGUUGAAGGCCGGCUGGUACCCAGCGACGAUGGAGUUUCCGCGAACUGCUGCUACCUUUUCCUGCUUGGACAAAUUUCAUUAUCUUUCCUUGCAUGGGAAAACAACGAUAUACGACUUCUACUCUGCACUCAAGUCUUGGACCGACGGGACCGGUAUCAAGCCCCCUGAUCGAUACUCGGUUUUCAUGCGAAUCUCCCGCCAAUACCGUCAUCUUCUGUUGCUCAAACGAAAGGGCCGUGGUCACGACCGCUUCGGUGUCUUGGGGACUGCACCAGGAGAACUUGCCACUCGUUGUCCGGCCUGUCCACGGCCUGGAGUUAACUUGCCCGACGGAUGGGAGAAUGCGCCUCCCGAAGAUCGGUGUCUCUAUAUCAUGUUCGGCGACCAGCGUCGCAUCCGGGGACUGGUCGAGGUCGGCAAGAAACGCUCCUCAACUGGAGUUAGCCUUCGUCGACAAAGGCGCAAGCUAAAUCGUACCAUCAAGCAUUUGCGGUCUCUCCAAGGGACAUAUAUGCCUGCUGCUCUCCGGCGUCUGGAAGCUCUUCACUUGCCUCAAGAUACCCUAGCAGAGCGCGUGCCCCUCAUUCCCCCAUCCGCCCUUACUCCCGUCGAGCGCAAUAAUGGUGGCUGUCGAGACGGACUGGUCGCCAUCGAGCGGGCUUUGCGAGAUGCUCAGUGUCGCUCGUCGUUAACGAGCCUGCAACUUCAACUACAUGUUAAAUCACGACUUUUGACUUACAAGAAGAACAACUCGCGCCGCGCAAGCGAUGAAUACGCGCUCACGAUCCUUGCGCUUGAUGAAGACGACAACUUGAUCUCGUGGCGGAAGCUCGAGAAGAAGGAUAUCAGAUGUAUGGAGGAUGCCGAGGAGGUGUCGCGAGCAGAGCGGAAACGCGAAAGGGCAGAACGGAAUGAACGCUCCCAAGACUUGGCUCUAGCGCGAGCUGGGCUUGUUGCUCUGCCAAGGGCUCCUGUACCUAUGGAGACUAGCGAUGCGGAAGAAGACGAAACAGAGGCUCAACUACCUGCCACACGGUCAGAUCGACAACAUGCGGCUCGGGAAGCCAAUGCUCUGUUCAAACACGGAGAAAGUCGGCGUCAGGUAUCAUGGAUCUGGAGCAAUGUCCACAAUUCUACCGAAGGAGUUGAAGAAGCUCUGCGCAUCGAAUGGGCCAAGUCCUAUGCGCGAACUCGUCGUUGGAAGGAAGAAGUCAGGAUAUUGGCUGCAGAAUGGGAAAGGCUGCCGCUCUCCUUUGGCGCUGAGGAACAGGCUUGGCUUACUCGCGGGAAGAAGGUCGACAUAAGUGGACUGGGAGGGGAGGUCGCGGAGGGCAUGAUUGCGUAUGCGACGAAACAAGCAGAUAUGUUCCGGAAUCUCGCGUCCCGGGGCGGAGACUGUCCGAACAAGUCCGAAGUUGGCACGAGGAAAGCGGGGCGCAAGAGUGGUUAA
This is a messenger RNA of Mycena indigotica, 2217 nucleotides long. RefSeq names its product CxC2 domain-containing protein. Bases 1 to 2217 code for a protein of 738 amino acids. The transcript has 7 exons. Lineage: Eukaryota; Fungi; Basidiomycota; Agaricomycetes; Agaricales; Mycenaceae. The record is from RefSeq and is a predicted model, not a curated record.